GCCCCUCGCCGCACCGCGCCCCGGUUCCCACGGCGCCGCCGGGCACCGCGAAAGAACCCGCCUGCCCUGCAAGCAGUCCCGCCGGGCCAGGCCGCGCGAACAUGGCGCUUGUCCCCUGCCAGGUGCUGCGGGUGGCCAUCCUGCUGUCCUAUUGCUCCAUUCUGUGCAACUACAAAGCCAUCGAAAUGCCCUCUCAUCAGACCUAUGGGGGGAGCUGGAAGUUCCUGACCUUCAUUGAUCUGGUUAUCCAGGCUGUCUUCUUCGGCAUCUGUGUGCUGACCGAUCUCUCCACUCUCCUGACCAGAGACAGCGGGAACCAGGAGCAAGAGCGACAGCUUAGGAAGCUCAUCUCCCUCCGGGACUGGACGCUGGCCGUGCUGGCCUUUCCUGUCGGGGUUUUUGUUGUGGCGGUGUUCUGGACCAUCUAUGCCUACGACAGAGAGAUGAUAUACCCAAAAUUGCUUGACAACUUUAUCCCAGGGUGGCUGAACCAUGGAAUGUUCUGUACGUGUGUCUGGUGCCCUGUCCGCAGCCCGGACUCUCAGCAUCUAGUUUCAGGACUCCUGCAGAGACUUACUGCUCAGGUGGAAACAGCACACGUUCCCACCGGCUCUCAGCGUAUGGAAAAAUUACUCAGUCUUCUGUAGAUUUUCCUUUAUGAACAUCGACCUGAUGUUUCAACACGGCUUGUGAUCAGACAACCCUUAAAACCUGACCCAAAAAUAUCCAACAACAAAAAUCCACAGCCUCUACACCCGAUCCUGGGCUAAGCACAAGGAAAACAUGAACUUUGAAAGUCUCAAGUGAUUACUUGAAGGAGACAUGAUCUGGGCAUAUUGUAGAAACACCAGUUUGAACACAGACCUUUCCCAGGUCCCUGUAUGGAAUUUCUAGUGACAUGUACAAGACAGAACCACCUUCAAAUUCUGAGGAGCCCUUCCUCACCUCAGCCUGCAUUCCUUGCUGAAACCAGACUUACUGGUUGCCAACUUUUGCUCCAUGUACAUGCUGCGGUUGGGCCAUCUUCAUUUUACCACUGCUUGAUUGGGGUGCAAAGAAGAAAAUAGGGUGUAGCACUGUUGUUGCAUAUUCUGACUAUAGCUUUCCUCUUCCAUCUUGUUCUUUGUUCAGUGAGUACUUUUGCAUCAUCCGCUAGCCUAAGGAACUGCAAAUAUCAACUUAUUUAAUCCUCAGGUGUAGGCCUAGGAAGAGCCUAGUCUGCUCGCUAUUUUAUAUGAAUGAGGAAACAAUUGCACAGAAUAUUUCACAUAUCCAUAAAUAUCUGCCCAUCUGUCUACCAAUUCAUAUAUCCUUAUAAUCAUAUAUCUCCAUGGGUAGGUUUUGAUCCCAUCUACAUUUCUUCUCUCCAGUAGUAAAGAAGAAAAAUCAGAAGAACUUAUAGCGAGUGCUUCGUUCUGGCAGAGUAGAGAGGAUUCGGCUGCAGUUGUGUGUUAGUCUCGCCCCUAUUCUGCUUUGACCGUAUACGUCAGAAAAGCAAUUUAAGGGAGGAAAGAUUCAGGUGGACUUAUCAUUUCAGUAAUAUCAAUUUGUGGUCACUGGGUUGCACACAGGUUCGAGCCUGAGAUGAAAUUAAACCUCAUGGUAUAGUGGGGGGCGGCUACUUACCUAGUGGUAUGCAGGAAGUUGGGUGGGGAAAGACCACUUGCCUCUUUCCAUGUCUCCGGUCAUAUCUACAGUCACCUGCUUCUUCCAAGCAUGUUCCCUUCCUAAAGUUUGAAUCAUCUACCAAAACAGCACCAGCAACUGGGUACCACACUUUCAGUGCAUCAGCUGCAGGGGUUAUCUUAUAGUCAAGCUUAACAGUCCAAGAGAGACAAGAGUGCUAAAAGGAGAAAGGAACACAGGUAUCCAAGUCUCUCUUUGGUAAGAAAAAACAAACAGGAAUGGGUGGGACACAAUACAAAAAAAAAAAAAAAACCAGCAACGCAGAAUCAAAAUUAUAUUUUAUAUCCAACUCAUAUCCCAGGGCAUGAAAAUAUACGAUAAGAAGGAUAAUAUUAAUAAAGUAGCUAUGCGUUUUAAAUU
Molecule: messenger RNA, 2046 nt
Organism: Myodes glareolus (Bank vole)
Lineage: Eukaryota; Metazoa; Chordata; Mammalia; Rodentia; Cricetidae
Source: RefSeq, a predicted model, not a curated record